ACCAUCCUGGACCACAUGCAUCUCAAGUGCAAGUGCCACGGGCUGUCGGGGAGCUGCGAGGUGAAGACCUGUUGGUGGGCCCAGCCCGACUUCCGCGCCAUCGGGGACUUCCUCAAGGACAAGUACGACAGCGCCUCGGAGAUGGUGGUGGAGAAGCACCGCGAGUCCCGCGGCUGGGUGGAGACGCUGCGGGCCAAGUACGCGCUCUUCAAGCCGCCCACCGAGCGGGACCUGGUCUACUACGAGAACUCGCCCAACUUUUGUGAGCCCAACCCAGAGACAGGCUCCUUUGGCACCAGGGAUCGGACUUGCAACGUCACCUCCCACGGCAUCGACGGCUGUGAUUUGCUGUGCUGUGGCCGUGGCCACAACACGAGGACGGAGAAGCGCAAGGAGAAGUGCCACUGCAUCUUCCACUGGUGCUGCUACGUCAGCUGCCAGGAGUGCGUCCGCGUCUACGACGUGCACACCUGCAAGGCACUGGGAAGGGGUAAAGUGUGCGGCUGGGCGGAUUCACCGAAGCCCCACGGGAAGCAGGACCUAGAGCCAAGCCAGCGGUCAUCAUCUGCCAGCAAGGAGCACAGACUGUUGCCAGCUGCACGUGGUAAAUGACCUGGACCCAGCCGGCCUGUGGCAGGAGGCUCCUCCCUCUCGCAUCCUCCGUUCUCACCCUGCUCUGGUUGGUGUGUGGCUUUUACAGAGAGGCUUUCUUUUUAGUUCUCCAGGGUCUGGUAGCAGCAGACCCAAGGCUUACCUUUGCACAUAUUAAAUAAAAAAAAAAAAUCUGCUCCAACAGAACAGGCUGGGCUAAUGUGAGCUCUCGGCCCGGUGGUAAACACAUGAGCAUGGGCAAAAUGCUGUUUCCAAGCUGCUUCUCGUGGUGACGUUCCAGGAUGCCUGUGGGGCGGGAGUCGGGAAGGACAAACCCCUGCAGUCUCCCCUUGUUCUGCUCCCACUCAAAUCAGAUACACUUUCCAUUCUGAUAAAAGCCAUAGGUGUGGCUGGGAUGCAGUGUGGGGGAGGUCCCCAGCAAACGCUCGAGGAAGAUCUGAGUUUUGGAGAACUAGUUCUGGGUGGCUGUUUGAAGAGCAACUGGGUUCUCAGUCUCAUUUUCUCUGUGAAUGUGCUCUGCAGAGAGGCAGUCAGAUGUUAACGUCCUUUUCCCUAUCAUUCUGCAGUAACUUCCUUGAGUGGACGUUGUACAUAGAUAGGUUAUGUAUGGGGCAAGUCUCCAGCUCACACGGCUUCGUACAGGAACUAGCAGUGUCUUUGGAAGGAGCUGUUCAAUCCUUCCCAGCCCUGCCCACUGGCAUUCUCCAUAAAAGCAGCCCCAGAUAGAGCAAGCGGACUCUAGGUCACCUUAGUAUAAGUUAGACAAAGCAGCAAGAGCGGAACUCUCUACUGCAGUUCCAGUUUUGUGACUGGUCGAUGGGAAGAGUGAAGGGAUUCCUGUUUCGCUCUCCAGUAAAGAUGGGGCUUCCUUCAUUCUCUCCCCGCUUUGGUCUGUGUGAGUAAACAGAAAUGCAGAGUUCUGUAACAGAGCUCUUCCCCCUCACCUGCAUGUGAGAUAGCAUCAAUUUUUGCAGUUACCAAGGAUCUGGAUUAGGUGUUCAAAGAGAGCAAGUAGUCACUUGUUCCUGGGGUGAAGCAUUUCCCAGCUCAGUUCUCCUUGAUGUACACUGGUCCUGCUGAGUGUCCCGGAGGAAGCUAGCCAAACGGAGGCAGAUGGAUUUAACAGUCUGGAUCAAUCCAACAGCUCUGUCUUACAGAGAAUCAGAAAAGCAGACGCAACAGGGAAACGGAGCGAACAAAGAUCUAACUUUCCUUCCAUGUCUGGCAUCUGCCUAACCAUGACCUAAGACACUGGGUCAGCAAUCUCCGGGUUCUGCAGGCAGGCUUGCCAAGAUGGUCAUCCGGGAGCCUGCCCACUCUCUCGAACCUGAUGGCCGGGGGUCCUGCUGAAAUAAACAUCCCUACCCCUCCACAGAGUCUGAAAUGUCCUCCUCAUGUCACCGUAGACUGAACAGUUUCAAAUUAUGUCAACUGGAUAAUGCUUGCUUUAUAUGUGAGAAUACUUCAGCAGAAUGAUACACAUUUUUAAGUCUUUUCAUAUCUAUGUAUUCUAUAUUAAAAGUGAUAAAGUCAUGUUUCUGGGGCAUAUUCACGUAGCUGACAAGUAAUUAUUUAAUAAUAGUACAUGAGUGCAUUGUAAUUAUUCCCGCCGCCACAGCCAGGUAAUAGCAUCCAAUGGAAACUUCCUACCAACCUGCUGUAUCCAAAGUUUUGUAAAAAGUUGUAGAGGUUGUUGAUCUUUUUGAUUUUAUAUUCAAAAAGUCUUUUUAUAAAUAUUAUUUAUUAUACAAUGUAUAUACCUUUGAGUUAACUAAGAUUAUAUAUUAUAUAAAUAUAUAUAUAUUUGGAGAAAAUAUAUUUCAUCAUGCAGUUUUUUCUGUUAAAAGUCAUUAAAGAGAAGGUAAAAAAAACUUAAAAUGGA
Messenger RNA from Chinchilla lanigera (long-tailed chinchilla), 2494 nucleotides. RefSeq names its product protein Wnt-3b. The record is from RefSeq and is a predicted model, not a curated record. Gene Ontology annotation, biological process: multicellular organism development; canonical Wnt signaling pathway; cell fate commitment. Gene Ontology annotation, cellular component: extracellular region. Gene Ontology annotation, molecular function: cytokine activity; frizzled binding. NCBI's taxonomy places the organism in Eukaryota, Metazoa, Chordata, Mammalia, Rodentia, Chinchillidae.